AUGUCUGCGACGACGACGCUCUUCGAGGGCGAUCUCCACUUCGCCCUUGCUCCAGACCUCGAGGCUCCAGAGUCGUGCGUCUACGCCGUGCAGGUUGGGGACCCCCGCCUUAUCUCCAUUAUUCGGCCUCGGACCACAAAUCUUCGCUCCGUCAUUGAUCCGCGAAGCAUUGAGUUGACUGAGAAUCCCAUCGUCCUAGAGUUUCUCACAAAUAAGGAACGAGAACCCUACACUGUUCGUGGGAAACAAGCUGCGCUAACAGGCGAUAUGAUACAAGCCCCAGCUUUCGGGCUCGAAACCACAAAGCAACACGUCCUUUCUUUCGUUUUGACAGAUUGUACGACAAAUAUCCGAUUCAAUGUCAUCUCCAGGCCUGAAAGCACCCUCCGCGGACUGUGCCUCAGUGUACCAAACAACUUCCUUGACAGUCUUCGGGCACAAGAACGACAAGAGUCCGGUUCACUCCACAUCUUAUCGGGCAACGCGGUAUGGUUGAUGCGCUUACUCAAGGCGAGUUGUGAAAGCGAUGGGCGUAGAGAUAAACCUGACGAGGAUGUUCUCACGUCGGAUAGAGGUGCACUCUCUCAAAUGCUCUUCACAAGUCUCCAGACCACUAGGAAUGUAAUCUCAACAACUAAGAGUUGGACGCAAUCGGACAAUGUUGACAACGAAGAGAGUAAAAGCUCUUCUACGAAAAAGGAUGAGGAAAGCGUGCUUAGCAUAGACGAAUCCAAAGAAGCUAGCGAUGAUGAUGUUGAUGACACAGAGAACAGAAAGGAGCAGAGGCAGCAACGUCAACGCGAAAAAAAGCGCGGGGCCCUUCAGGGAAAUGACGAAGAAAGCGACAACAGCGACCCUCUAGAUGGUGAUGGCGUCUCGGCAUCCUCCAGGCAGACCACGCGGCCAACUUAUGAGGGGUAUCCCAGUCGACAGCGGUUAUAA
This is a messenger RNA of Giardia duodenalis, 942 nucleotides long. RefSeq lists its product as uncharacterized. The transcript has a single exon. Lineage: Eukaryota; Fornicata; Diplomonadida; Hexamitidae. The coding region runs from base 1 to 942 and encodes 313 amino acids. The record is from RefSeq and is a predicted model, not a curated record.